CUUCCUCCUUUAUCUCUCUUCUCGGCUGCAGUCGCCAAACCCGUUCUAGGGUUUUCUUCUCCUAGAGUUAUCAAACUGUAGAGAAACAGAAAGCAGUAGCCAUGAGCAAGCUUCAGAGUGAGGCAUUGAGAGAGGCCAUCACCCAGAUUGUUGGAGAUGCAAAGGAGAAAAAGCGUAACUUCGUUGAGACCAUUGAACUCCAAAUUGGACUGAAGAACUAUGAUCCCCAAAAGGACAAGCGUUUUAGUGGGUCUGUGAAGCUGCCACACAUCCCUCGUCCUAAGAUGAAGAUCUGCAUGCUUGGUGAUGCUCAGCAUGUGGAAGAGGCAGAGAAAAUAGGAUUGGAGUACAUGGAUGUGGAAGGGCUGAAAAAGCUCAAUAAGAACAAGAAACUGGUCAAGAAGCUUGCCAAGAAGUACCAUGCUUUUCUUGCAUCUGAAGCUGUCAUCAAGCAGAUCCCUCGUCUUUUAGGCCCUGGUCUCAACAAGGCAGGGAAGUUUCCAACACUGGUGACUCAUCAGGAAUCCCUUGAGUCAAAAGUUAAUGAAACAAAAGCAAUGGUGAAGUUCCAACUUAAGAAGGUUCUCUGCAUGGGUGUUGCUGUGGGCAACUGCAGCAUGGAGGAGAAGCAGAUCUUCCAGAAUGUGCAACUUAGUGUCAACUUCCUUGUCUCAUUAUUGAAGAAAAAUUGGCAAAAUGUGAGGUGCCUGUACCUGAAGAGUACCAUGGGGAAAUCCAAUCGCAUCUUUUAGAAAUUUGCUUAUUAUGAGAGUUUUGUAGUGAGUGGUAGCAUUGCGCAAGACUGUUAAAACAUUAUCUGAAAAUGCCUAAGAUCUUAUAUUUGUUCUUUAUUGGAUCCUUCUGUUUUGAACCUGAGAUUUUAAUUUUUAAGCAUUGAUGUUAGUCCGAAGUAGAUUUUUUUUUACUUGUGUUCUAAUAUGAUUUUGUUUCACAA
This is a messenger RNA of Vitis riparia (riverbank grape), 955 nucleotides long. Its product is annotated as 60S ribosomal protein L10a-1. NCBI's taxonomy places the organism in Eukaryota, Viridiplantae, Streptophyta, Magnoliopsida, Vitales, Vitaceae. The record is from RefSeq and is a predicted model, not a curated record. Gene Ontology annotation, molecular function: structural constituent of ribosome; RNA binding. Gene Ontology annotation, biological process: translation. Gene Ontology annotation, cellular component: large ribosomal subunit. The transcript has 6 exons. Bases 102 to 752 code for a protein of 216 amino acids.